AUGGCAUUCUUUUCUUCUGUUCUUAAAAGAUUAAGUCGUUUGAAGAGCUUAGAAUCUGAUAAUUUAGAUACACCUAUGAAAAGAUGUCUUUCCACCUUUGAUCUGACAAUGAUUGGUAUUGGUUCCAUGAUGGGAGCAGGUCUUUACGUUCUCACUGGAACUGUUGCAAAAAAUACUGCUGGCCCUGCAGUCAUUCUAUCAUUUGCUAUUGCGGGAUUUGUCACACUUCUCGCGGCAUUCUGCUAUGCGGAAUUCGGGGCAAGAAUUCCUCAAACGGGCUCAGCUUAUACAUACACAUAUGUCUCCAUGGGCGAGUUUUGGGCAUUUCUGAUUGCAUACACCAUAGUAGCAGCUGGUGUACUUGUACUACGAUAUGAACCAGCAGAGGCAUUGACAAUUGUCGACAAACAUAAAAAUCAAGAUAAAAUUGAAAUGGAUUUUAAGAAAAAAGAUGAAACAUCACCGUUGAAAAGGGAAGACUCCCAGUCGCAUCAUGGUGGCGAAGUUAGGAAAGAGUUUAAUGGUUGCAAAAUUUUUCGAAAUGCUAGACCUGGUACUAUACCAGCUUUUGCAGUAUUUAUAAUGUCCAUAUUCAUGUUUACAUUAGCUGCUGUUAUUGUAUUCUGUGGUGACGCACUAGCAGAAGCAAGGUUCUGGGUUAUUGUGAUUGUGGUUAUAUUUGGAUCGGUCGUGUUACUUUGUUUUUUUGUGUUAUGCAUACACUACCAGAAUACGAGUAUCGUGACCUUUAAGAUGCCGUUGGUCCCAUUAAUACCAUCUCUGAGUAUAUUUUGUAACGCUAUGCUUAUGAUGAAUCUAUCUUAUAUGACAUGGGUUAGAUUUGCUGUCUGGAUAACACUAGGUAUGAUGCUGUAUUUCUGUUAUGGAAUUCGUCACAGCAAAUUGGCCGUGUCACUAGAAGAAGACAACAAUGAUCUAAACCGUUAUUACAUAAUGCCCGCCGAGUCACCAUGCAUUACAAAUAGUUCCGUAGAUUUAUGGCAACCACAGAGUGUGACAACUCCUAAUAUUUAUGGAAGCGUGUCCGGAGAUGAAGAGGAAUCGAAUGUUAAAAAUAAGAUGAAACAACUGUGA
Saccoglossus kowalevskii is the source of this 1095-nucleotide messenger RNA. RefSeq names its product cationic amino acid transporter 4-like. Gene Ontology annotation, cellular component: plasma membrane. Lineage: Eukaryota; Metazoa; Hemichordata; Enteropneusta; Harrimaniidae. Gene Ontology annotation, molecular function: amino acid transmembrane transporter activity. The record is from RefSeq and is a predicted model, not a curated record. Gene Ontology annotation, biological process: amino acid transport; transmembrane transport.